This is a messenger RNA of Macroventuria anomochaeta, 1146 nucleotides long. RefSeq lists its product as uncharacterized. Gene Ontology annotation, molecular function: GTP binding; GTPase activity; microtubule binding. The transcript has 2 exons. The coding region runs from base 1 to 1146 and encodes 381 amino acids. NCBI's taxonomy places the organism in Eukaryota, Fungi, Ascomycota, Dothideomycetes, Pleosporales, Didymellaceae. Gene Ontology annotation, cellular component: membrane; microtubule; cytoplasm. The record is from RefSeq and is a predicted model, not a curated record.
AUGGCGAGGAUCGAUCGGGACCAUAUAGUAGGAGUGGAUAGCAGUGAAGCAAACCGAACUAACCGAAUGAGCUGGACUAUCAGUGCAGCGGACCGUUGGCAAACACUGCAACGGGCUGCUAGCGAACAGAAGGUAUCAAGGAUACGGACGGGUCCUCCUCUAACUGAUCAAGCAAGUUACACUGGGGGUCAGAAUGAUGUGUUAUUCGCGACUGAAUUGAUACUUCGCCGCGGGCCUAUCGUGCCCAUCAGAAUACGAAUUGUCCCAGGAUCAGAAGAAAACCGGACAGAGGCCGACAAAGAGCGGCUGCUAAAUUUCAACGUCGCGGUCGCCGCGGAGAAUCUUGACCUAGGAGGUGUCAUCGAGUCUGCCAAAGAAUGUAUGGGAAUCGACGACGAUACGAAGGUUUUUAGCUCCGACAUUCUUCGAAUCGAACUCUCUGGUCCCGAACAACCACAUUUGACCCUUGUCGAUCUGCCUGGAUUGUUCCAGGCCGGCAGCCGUUCGCAAUCCGACGCCGACAGUGACACAGUCAAAUCCCUUGUUCUUCGAUAUAUGAGAAGUCCUCGAAGCAUCAUACGUGCCGUGGUAUCCGCCAAGAACGACUUCAACAACCAGUCGAUUACGAGAUACUCCCGCGAAAUCGAUCCGAGUGGUGUACGUACCCUAGGCUUGAUCACUAAGCCCGAUACUCUGGACGAAGGCUCUGACAGUGAGUCCUUCUACAUUGAGCUUGCGCAGAACAGAGAAGUCAAAUUCAAGCUUGGAUGGCAUGUCCUCCGUAAUCGCGAUUAUACUACGAGAUACUCGUCGUUGCAAGAGCGGAACCGAGCUGAACAGCUCUUCUUCUCUUCAAGCGCCUGGAGAUCCUUGAGCUCCACCCAAGUUGGAGUCGCCAGCUUGAAGUCCCGCCUCAGCAAGAUUCUCAAAGAUCAGAUCCUGGAACAACUACCUGAUGUUCUUUCGCAGAUUCAAGAUGGGAUCUGCGACUGCAAGAAAAUGUUGGAAGUCUUGGGGGCUCCUAGAUAUGUCCACAACUCCGCGACCGACGAGAAGGCUUCGCUUGACUGGACGAUUGAGACCAUUGCUACAUAUGGACUUAAACUACCAUUUAUGCAUCCUCAGAAUAGGACCCGUUUAUUUUAA